Larimichthys crocea (large yellow croaker) is the source of this 3900-nucleotide messenger RNA. It is a transcript of the gene mosmoa, whose product is annotated as modulator of smoothened a. The transcript has 3 exons. Lineage: Eukaryota; Metazoa; Chordata; Actinopteri; Sciaenidae. Gene Ontology annotation, cellular component: Golgi apparatus; ciliary membrane. Bases 978 to 1481 code for a protein of 167 amino acids. Gene Ontology annotation, biological process: negative regulation of smoothened signaling pathway. The record is from RefSeq and is a predicted model, not a curated record.
UGUGCGCGCGCGCUGCGUGGGGGUGUUCGCGUGAUGUCAUUUGGCAGAACGGGAGGCUGAGCUAACGGUGGAGGAAGCACAACAAUAACCGUUACCGUGUAACCGUCCAUAUCCGCACCUCUAACGGGCUCGUUUGGAUGUUAAAUACGCAGCGUUAGAGAGAGAAAAAACAAAAAAACAGAAAAAACAGGGAGGAAGAGGAGGAAGGAGAAGAAGAGGAGGAAGAGGAGGUGAAGCUAACGGACUCUAAAGUACCAGAUGCUAUUCCAGCGGAGACGGAGAACGGGCUCGGAGCAGCAGGAGACGGUGAUGGGUUCUCGUUUUCCUGACGGCUAACCUCACCGUCGCUACAAACACGGAUACUGCGGAGUGAGGGGGGGACACUUCCUUUGCUUCUUCCCCCCGCCUCCCUCUGCGUGACAUUGGGUCUGAAAUGCUAGCGCAGCCGCGGUCUCGGCCGUCGAGCAGCCUCUGGGCCGCAGCUCGGCUCACCGAGCCCGAAUCUGGAAACUGAAGCUAAGCUAGCUGUCUAGGCUAGCCGCAGCUGUACCCCGAUGCUGCUGCCGCUGCGGCUGCUGCUGCUGCUCAGACAACACAAAGCGGUCCAGGAGCCCGGUGCUGAGUGAGCUUUAUUGUGUUUCUAACCUUAACUGGACUACAACUUGCGUUUGAGAUGUGAUGCUUUUUGUGCGUCGUUUUUUUUUUUUUGGGAGCCCUUUUUUUUGUUGGUAGCUGUGGAGGCUCUCGCCUCCUCUGCUUGACGAGCUAACGUUGCUGCAAAAUGCACAGCAGAACCACAACAGCAGGCUCCUGCUGAAGGGGGCGAGGUUAAGACUGAUAGCAGCCCAUCCUGAGUGUGUUUGUGUGUGUCACUUACACACUUAAAAGAAAGAGAAAAGAGGGGGGGGUCAACAUUUGGACCACCACAUUUUUUUACUCCACAUUCAUUCAACCACCGCUUCAUCAGCUGCAGCGAUAUGGAUAAACUAACGAUCAUUUCAGGGUGCCUGUUUCUGGCAGCAGAUAUCUUUGCAAUAGCCAGCAUUGCAAACCCAGACUGGAUCAACACUGGUGAAUCAGCAGGUGCCCUUACGGUCGGUCUAGUUCGGCAAUGUCAGACCAUCCACGGACGAGACCGGACCUGUAUUCCACCACGGCUGCCACCGGAGUGGGUCACCACACUUUUCUUCAUCAUCAUGGGCAUCAUCUCCCUCACGGUCACCUGCGGACUGCUGGUGGCGUCGCACUGGCGCCGAGAAGCCACCAAAUACGCCCGCUGGAUCGCCUUUACUGGCAUGAUCCUGUUCUGCAUGGCGGCGCUCAUCUUCCCCAUAGGCUUCUAUAUCAACGAGGUGGGAGGCCAGCCGUACAAGCUGCCCAACAACACGGUGGUGGGCUCGUCGUAUGUGCUGUUUGUCCUCUCCAUCUUCUUCACCAUAGUGGGACUUCUGUUUGCAGGCAAAGUUUGCCUCCCGGGCUGAGGACUCGACCGUGCGCCGCCUCCGGACUGACACGAGAGGCUCUGAAAACGGGAUUUACAAAACAAAACAAAACAAAAAAAACGAAACACACACACAAUGACUGAAAAUCAAAAACAACAAACUCUGGCCAGAAGCCUGAUACAGGGAAGUCUUUGAUGAUGUGUCAAAGGACCGCAGCACCGUGGAGUACCUAACGACUUAAAAAUGAAUAAAUGAACAAAACACUAAAAAAGGGGGGGGAGAGGAGGACGUGAAGUGCGAGAGAGGGCACCCGAGGCUGUCGCAGCACCCUGCCACUGUUGAUUUAAAAAUAUGGCCGUCUCUCUGUUGUUGUUGUUGUGUUGCGGGGGGGUAAAAAGGGUGCUUACUGUGCCGCUGUCAUGGCAACAGCGGCCACAACGCUGGCGCACAUUUCUUGAGGACCACUACAGCCGCUCCUCGACUUGACCCCCCGGCCUCGGCACACAUCUGCGCUGUCACGACCGCUCCUGUUGCUAUUUUUGGCUUCUCUUAGCUAUUUCAGUUGUGUGUUUUUCCGUUGUUGUACAUCUUGUGUUUUUUUUCUUUCUUCUUAUUUUUGCCUCCACCGCCCACGCCGCCUUUUCCACUGAAGUAGCUCGAGUGUAAUUGAGGUUCACUGAACUGAAUCCUUGAGGGGGAACCGGUGGGGUUUUUUCUCCUGCCAGCUUAGCUUUAGAGCAGGGUUUUAUCCUCGCCUGUCACUUCAUGAGAGCCCCAGGUGUGUGUGUGGCUCGGGGAGAGCAGCUGUGAGCCCAGCUGUCUGGUCCAGCUCACAGGGCUGCUGUGGACCAGAGGAAAGGUGCAGGUGUGCAACAACCAGGAGCAGGUAUCAGCGAGGAGUGACCUCCCUGGGCAGCAGAACAGGAGGUCAAGUACCAUAAAGGAGAAUGCCACUCAAUAUAAGACUUGCAUUAUGUUAUUUACAGAGUAUUUAGUGAGUUUGCCAAUAACUAGAAGACUGUGAAUUAAGAGAACAAUCAUCUGAAGACACCUCUUGUAUUUGUAGUAAGUACAGCCAGGAGCACUGUGGCAAGUAUUCAGAGGUCUACAUCACUGUGGGCUCGACAUGAACUCAUUAAUCUCUAAUUAUAGCAGACAGUAUUGACUUUCAUAACUCGAAGGUGUGAAAAUAACUUAAUGUGAAUGCUGAACAUUGGUGGUAUUCUCCUUUUUUAAUGUUGGACAGGAAAGAAAGGGAGCCAGGAGUAUUAUCGUCUUGUUUUGUACAACAGUGAAGGCACUGGGACUGCAGGUCAAGUCCAUGCAUGGGGCUGUGCCUCAGUGUGCUGCCCAUGAGGUCCGUGAAUGUAAAACACGCACACACACACACACACACACACGCACACGCACACACACACACACCUUAACUGCUAUUUUCAUUGCCUGUGCACGUGACUACGCGCUACUAACGACUAUGCACGCCAUGCUUUAUUCAGCUCAUCAGAGGUUGGUGGGUCAUUUUCUCAAUUGGAUUUUUGGAACUACAGCGCCCGUAAACGGGAAGUAGAAUGUUGCCGCGCCAUGCUUUAGCUCAUAUAUUUUGACACCAUUAAACGCACACACAAGUUAGUCCCUCUUGUACCCACGUAUGUACAGACGGCUAUCACUGGAUUAUACGAUACUGAAGAAAACUUAAAGGCGCGAUGAUUCUCAGGCGAGUUCUGGAGGUGAAGAGUUGUUUUUGUCCUAUAAUUUCUAAGCACAUAAUUAUUAUUAAUCAUUAAUAAAACUCUGGUCUGUACAAAGCAGUGUAGCGCAGACAUCCCUCGACUUAACAGUUCUCAUAACCUACAUGUUUAAAUUUCAGUAUCCUAACAAAGUAAAGCUUAAAUAAUAAAAUAAGUGAUCAGUUGAUUAAUUAAUAGUUCAGCUCUUCCACAUAGGCUUGUAUUUUGCAUGUUUACACUCUCCAGAUGUGUGCGCGUGUGUGUGUGUGCGUUGAAUCAGUCACGGAUCUCAGUCGCUUAGUCUUAGAGGUUUUUUUUUGUUUGUUUUGUGUUUCUGUUCCCUGCUCAGCUUUUCUUAUUCUUGGUCUGAUGAUGUAUACUGCUAACUCUACACUCUGCGGUGCCCCCGCUGUCUUGGUUGGUUCAGUAUUGUGCCAUGACCUGUUUUUGUUUAAUAAUGUACAGACACAAAAAGGCAGGAUUUCUGUAUUAGGAAGCACUGUGCAUUCAACAGUAUAGGUAACAGAAAUAGAAGCACCACAAAUGUACAAAAAAAAAGAGAAACUUCUUACCUCAUUGUUUUUGUUUCUGCUAUUAUUUUCUAAUGGUGGCAAUGUGUGCCCUCUAAUUUGUCUCUUGCCUUGAUCGGAUGUCUUCACAUAAAGCCUAUGAUCAUAGGAAAUUAUUUAUCACUGAAUAAAACGAGAAAAAAUGGGUGUGUGUGACUCUGA